AUGCCAGAGGCUACAGAAUUUGACGAAACAAAUGUCAAUUUAAAUGAGGUCGACUUCUCCGACUUGGAGGAGAAGUACAAAGUGCAAGCUCCAGAUGGAUUCAUAAACAAGUUUGUCGUGUGUGAUGGAACUCCAGUGGCUCCAGAAUCAAAAGCACCAGUUUUGAAGAAAGUUUUGGCCAAAUUAUUUGGUCAAUGUGGUAAGAUUGAACGUUUGGAUGUUCCUGUCAAUGAAGGAAAGACCACGGGUUAUGUGUUCGUUGAGUAUUCAAACGCUCAGAUGGCUCUCAACGCCAUCAAGCACUUGAAUGGCAAGAAAUUAGAUGUCAAGCAUAGACUUCUGGUCAACAAGCUUUCUGAUAUCGAGAAGUAUGUACUGUCGGGAAAAGUUAAGGACGAAUUCGAUGAGCCAAAGAUCCCUGAAUUUCAAAGUCAUGGAUAUAUGAAGUCAAAUCUUCGGGAUGCUGCAGGACGUGACCAAUACUUGUUGCAUCAAAACGAUGAAGUUGGUGUUUAUUGGUUCAAGAGAAACUUAAAGCCUGAGCCGGCAAUCAGUCCAAGAUCUCAGUGGACGUCAGCUUUUAUGAAGUGGUCUCCUAAAGGUACUUAUCUAUUCUCGUUGUUCCCUAACGGUAUUCAAUGUUGGGGAGGUGCCGACUUUGAGAGAAUCAGUAGAUUUUUCCAUCCAAGUGUCAGAUUGGUCGAUUGUUCACCAAACGAAAAGUAUUUGGUGACUCUUUCUCCAGAGCCUAUCGCCCUCCCUCCAGAUGAUCAUCCUUCCAGAGCCAGCUUCCUAUUUGGGCCCGAAAGUCAGGGCCAUAAGUUGGUUAUUUGGGAUAUCAGAACAAGUUUACCUGUGAAAACGUUUGCUCUACCACCCAAUUUGGAAAACCAGGCUAGCAUGCCAUGGCCUUUAAUAAAAUGGUCCUAUAAUGACAAAUAUUGUGCCAGAAUGGGACCCGAUGCUUUAGCUGUGUACGAUGUUGAGAACGAUUUCUCCUUGAUUGACAAGAAAUUGGUUAAAAUUUCUGGAAUUAUGGACUUUGAGUUUGCGCCAGGUGGAGUCAAAUUGGCUGCCAACAGAAAGAGUGAUCCGCCGGAGGUUGUAUUAUCUUACUGGACUCCAGAGUCGUCCAACCAGUCUGCCAGAUGCUCUGUUAUGCAACUUCCCUCCAGAAGUGUUUUAAGAACCGUUAACUUAGUCCAGGUUAGUGAUUGUCAACUCUUCUGGCAGGGCCAAGGAAAGUACCUUUGCUGCAGAGUUAAUAGACAUACCAAAUCUAAAAAGACUAGGUUUACCAAUCUGCAGAUUUUCCAGCUUGAAGAAAGGGACAUUCCAGUGGAAUCAAUUGAUUUGCAAGACGUUGUCAUCGAGAUAGCUUGGGAACCAAGAGGAAAGAGGUUUGUUACAAUUUCUAGACCCGAUUCUUCGGAGAACAACCCCGCUUUCCCUACAAAUUCAUUGACGUUCUAUGAUACGGAAGAAGUGAAGAAGGGUAAAGGUAUCAUGGUUCCGAUCAAAAGAUGGAUACCCUUCAAGACAACUGCUGGUAAGUACUCAAACGUUGUGAAGUUCUCUCCGAAGGGAAGGUUUGUCGUUAUGGCCGCAAUGAGAGACGUCAAAGGAGAGUUGGAGUUCUACGAUUUGGACUUUGAUGGUGAAAAGCCAAAGGAUCAGUCUAAGAAGGUCGCAUCUAAUGUCAAGAUGUUGGCUACCCACCAGUAUCAAGGUUUAACUAACCUAGAGUGGGAAGUUUCUGGAAGAUUUAUUGCGGGAUGGUCCUCAUCUUGGAAGCAUAAGAUAGAGAACGGCUUCAAGAUUUAUGAUUGCAUUGGACGUUUACUAAGGGAAGAGAUAAUUGAUGGUUUCAAAGAAUUCGAAUGGAGACCUAGACCAAAAAGUUUGUUAACCAAGGGAGACAAAAAAAAGGUUAGAAAGAGUUUGAGAGAAUAUUCGGCUCAAUUCGAGGAGGAGGACGCCAUGGAAGCCAACGCCGAGUUGAGAGAGCAGAUUCUAAGAAGAAAGAAAUUGCUCCAUGACUGGCGCUCUUGGAGAAUGUCUGUCGAUGAGAAGCUAGAGAAGAUGAAUUUGGUAGCUCAUAGAGACGAAGGAAAGGUAGAAGUUAUUGAAGAGAUCAAGGAGAUAGUGUUAGAUGAGAAGGAAGAGAUUGUGGAGUGA
Molecule: messenger RNA, 2178 nt
Organism: Brettanomyces nanus
Lineage: Eukaryota; Fungi; Ascomycota; Pichiomycetes; Pichiales; Pichiaceae
Exons: 1
Coding region: 1-2178 (725 amino acids)
Biological process (GO): translational initiation
Cellular component (GO): eukaryotic translation initiation factor 3 complex
Molecular function (GO): translation initiation factor activity; translation initiation factor binding; RNA binding
Source: RefSeq, a predicted model, not a curated record